GGACCUGAGGCAGAUGGAGGGGAUAGGGAGGUAAGCACCACGUUAAUUGUAAGUCCAAAAAAUAGUAUAGUUUCUAAGUCUUGUUCUAAAGUUGUGUUGCAGACGGCUCAAGCAAUGUUGGUUGGCAAGAAAAGCGGUCGUGUGAGAGUGUUGUUGGACUCGGGGAGUCAGAGGACGUUUGUUACUGUUAAGGUUGCGAAAGCUCUUGGUUGCGAGGUUGUGCGUGUGGAAAACUUGAGCAUUGGGACGUUUGGGCAAAGGGCUUUGGAUUCUGAGUUGAGAAGUGUUGUGCGGUUAAUUUGUGGUUGUUGCAAAGGGAUUGUGUAAGACGCGGUAAGCCCGGCGAACCUGUUGCGAUUGAUACUGUUCUUGGUUGGGUGGUUUCUGGGCCGAUCGGUGGGUUUGAUGUAGAUGAACCAGUUACUGCUCAGGUAACUCUUGUUUCUAGCGAAGUGCGAAACCCUUUGGUAGAUUUUACUAAAUUUUGGGAUUUAGAGAGCAUAGGGAUAAAAGAUCAGAAUAGUGAUGUGCAUGAAUCAGUGAUUAGUGAUUUAAAGUUUAGUGGUACACGUUAUUCAGUUGGCCUACCCUGGAGAGAAAGCCAGGAUCCCUUGCCCACUAACUAUGAAUUGAGUCUUAAGCGUAUGAAAGGACAGAUAAAGCGCCUGAACAAGGAUCCAGUAUUAUUAGGUGAGUAUGACUCCAUCAUAAAAGCGCAAGAAGAAGCAGGUGUUAUUGAAAAGGUAAGCCCGAAUAAAGUAAUUAAUCCCAAGUCAAAAGUACAUUAUAUACCACAUCAAGCUGUUGUGCGUAAAGACGCAACAACGACGAAAGUCAGAAUUGUUUAUGACGCCAGUGCAAAGUCGCAAAAGUCCGGUGUUUCAUUGAAUGUUUGUUUGAAUGCUGGACCCUCGCUCAAUCCACUUCUUUUCGAUAUUUUGCUUAGAUUUCGAGAACAAAGGGUAGCGCUCGUAGCGGACAUCGAAAAAGCGUUUUUGAAUAUUGAAGUUCACGAAAAGGAUCGCGAUAGUCUAAGGUUUUUAUGGGUAGAUGACGUGCUGCGAAAUAACUUAAAUCUUGUCGUUUAUCGUUUCUGUAGGGUCGUGUUUGGUGUGAACUCGUCACCGUUCUUGCUCAAUGCAACGUUAAGGCACCAUAUUAGUAAGUACGCAGUGUAUGAUAAGGAUUUUGCCGAUAAAUUAUUGAGAAGUUUUUAUGUCGACGACUUAGCUACCGGCGAAGCUAACACAGAAAGUGCGUAUUUGUUAUAUACAAAGGCUAGGGAGCGCAUGAACGAAGGUGGUUUUAAGUUGCGUAAAUGGAGCACUAAUGAUAGUGAAUUAAGGACGCAAAUACAAGAAAGUGCCAAUGAUUUAGACAAACAUGUAGAAGAGGCUGAAGAGCAAACAUAUGCGAAGGAAAUGCUUGCGUGCCAGGCCGGAGGCCAAUUUGGCAAGGUGCUUGGAUUGGAAUGGGAUUGCGUGCGCGACUUAAAUAGAUUUGACUUUGACCACUUGACUGAAAAAGCGCAGAAUUUAGAGCCUACUAAGCGAAAUGUUUUGAGUCUUCUAGCUUGUAUAUUUGAUCCCCUAGGACUUUUGAGCCCGACUGUUGCUAAAGCUAAAAUUCUUUUUCAGGAUAUAUGUAUUAGUAGUCUAGAUUGGGACGAUGUUUUGACCAAAAGCUUGAGAGAGAGAUGGGAGAAAUGGUUGAAGGAUUUUAGUGAGGCAAAAUGGGUGACAGUUGAGAGAUAUGCGAGCGUAUCAGACAAUAGUUUAGGGCAGUCAAGCGGAGCAAAGUAUUGGUUACAUGGGUUUGGUGAUGCAUCAAAACGAGCAUAUUGUGCGGUUAUUUAUCUUGUAACCAUAGUGAACGACAAGGCACAAGUUAAGUUAGUAGCCAGCAAGACUAGAGUGUCUCCGAUUAAAGAGCUUAGUAUACCCAGACUAGAGUUAAUGGCAGCUAGGAUUUUAGCGCAAUUAAUGGAUGCAGUUAGACAAGCGCUAGAAGUAGAAUACAAGUUUGAAGGCGUGAGAUACUGGACUGACAGUAAGACUGUAUUGUGUUGGAUAAGUAAUACAGGUAGCUGGAAGCAGUUCGUUCAACACAGAGUGGACGAGAUUUUGAGAAUAAGUUCGAAGAGAGACUGGGGCCAUUGCCCAGGUAUAGAAAAUCCCGCAGAUUUAGGGGUCGAGAGGGGUUUUAAUAACAGAACUUAA
Paramuricea clavata is the source of this 2219-nucleotide messenger RNA. The record is from the annotation of a GenBank genome assembly. Lineage: Eukaryota; Metazoa; Cnidaria; Anthozoa; Malacalcyonacea; Plexauridae.